Molecule: messenger RNA, 1028 nt
Organism: Sphaeramia orbicularis (orbiculate cardinalfish)
Lineage: Eukaryota; Metazoa; Chordata; Actinopteri; Kurtiformes; Apogonidae
Gene: mrto4
Product: MRT4 homolog, ribosome maturation factor
Exons: 8
Coding region: 62-775 (237 amino acids)
Biological process (GO): rRNA processing; ribosomal large subunit biogenesis; ribosomal large subunit assembly
Cellular component (GO): preribosome, large subunit precursor; nucleolus
Molecular function (GO): RNA binding
Source: RefSeq, a predicted model, not a curated record
ACAUUUGGGGUCCUUCUACUUCACGUGUGCGCCUGCUGCUCUGCCAUCGUGAGUGGAAACCAUGCCGAAGUCAAAGAGGGACAAGAAAAUUUCAUUAACAAAAACAGCCAAGAAGGGUCUGGAAUUGAAACAGAAACUAAUCGAAGAGUUACGGAAAUGUGUAGACACCUACAGGAACUUGUUCAUCUUCUCUGUAGCUAAUAUGAGGAAUAAUAAACUGAAAGACAUAAGGACAGCAUGGAAACACAGCAGAUUCUUUUUUGGCAAAAACAAAGUCAUGAUGGUAGCAUUGGGUAAAGGAGAAACGGAUGAAUACAAAGAUAAUCUGCACAAGGUCAGCAAAUAUCUACGAGGAGAAGUGGGUGUACUUUUCACAAAUAAAACAAAGGAUGAAGUUCAAGAGUAUUUCAGUCAUUUCAAAGAAAUGGAUUAUGCACGGGCAGGCAAUGUGGCACAGAUGGACAUAACUCUGGAUGAGGGACCUUUAGAACAGUUCACUCAUUCAAUGGAGCCCCAGUUGAGGCAAUUAGGACUUCCCACUGCUCUCAAAAAAGGAGUGGUGACGCUGCUGAAGGACCAUGAAGUUUGUAAGGAGGGGGAAGUGCUUUCUCCUGAGCAGGCUCGUAUUCUGAAACUCUUUGGUAUUGAGAUGGCAGAGUUUAUGGUGCAGAUAAAAUGCAUGUGGAACUCAGAAACGGGUGAAUUUGAGAACAUCGCUGGUGAGGAAGAGUCUAUCGAGGAUAAUGAGGAUGAAGGCGGCGAUGAUGCAGAAUGAACCUUCUGCAAGGACAAUAUCCUGCACAGAUCUGGUUUUAAAAAGCCAUUUUGGCAACAGCAGAGGGACAUUACAGUAGGAAUUAGUCGUUGUGCUGCCCCUUGGAGUUGAUGUAGUCUGUUGUUUUCGGACUAAAACAUGAAAGUCUGUCAUUCACCAUGAAUUUUAUAUUUGGACUGAAUUUUUGUUCAGUAAACACUGGCAAGAGGAGUCAGAACACUUGUCAUGUUGUCAACUUUUUACAAUCAAAUGU